AUGCCGAACAAAGGGAAGACCUCAGCUGACAAGUCUGCCGCGGCACAGGCAAAAGCCGCGCAGGUCACUUCCCAUGCGGAUUUCGCUGGAAAGUUUGGCAACGGUAUAUGCCAAAACAAAUCGACCUGCACACUCUGGCCACGUUGCGUGAGCUCUGAGAGCAGCCUUUGCCGGGGUCUCACGCAGAAUCUCUCGAUGGGCGGUCUGUUUCUAGCUGAGCUGUGCGGAUACCCAUGUAGAUCGCCCCAGCCCGGCCUGUCUGCCCGUGAACGCGAGGUUUGGACGACACGGUGUGACGAGUGA
This is a messenger RNA of Symbiodinium sp. CCMP2592, 303 nucleotides long. NCBI's taxonomy places the organism in Eukaryota, Dinophyceae, Suessiales, Symbiodiniaceae. The record is from the annotation of a GenBank genome assembly.